AUAGAGUGAGGGAGGGAGGGAUAGUGAGGAGAGGGGAGGGGGAGGCGGCGCAAAGUCGAAAAAAAUAAUUAGUCACUGCGGGGAAAAAAAAGCGAUCAGACCCGCUAAAGGGGACCGAGAAGUGUGUGGAAACAAAAAAAAAGUGACUUUAUUUCUCUGUAAAAUAUUAUUAAAGUUUCAACCUAGAAAGAGAAGGAGGGCUGGUGUGGAAGGCGAAUCCAGGAAGUUUUAUGGAUUUUUUUCUAUUGCAGAGAGGAAGACUUGUUUUAAAGCGUGGUUCAUGACAGAAGCGUGGAAUUAACUGAGGAAGAAGUUUUUUUAAAAUUUUCUUUUAAAACGGACUUGCAGAUUUUAUUUAGUCUUGGUUUUGGAAUUAUUCUGACCCGUUUGUUUGAAAUAUUGACUGUACUUACCUGGGGAGAGACUGACGGUCGGUUCCAGCUUUAAGAAGAAGUGGGAGAGGAAAAAAAACCGUCUUCCUGUGUUCCCGGGGAGGGGGUGGUGGUGGUGGUGGUGGGGGGGACCAUGUACCAGGAGUAUCCAGUGAACUACGACUCAUCGUCCCGCAGCAGCUUGUCUCCAGCUCACCAGGACAGUGUGUUCAAUAGCUCCGCGAGCAAUUUCAACAGCGCUUCACAGAAAUACCGAUCCGAUAUGCCAGGAUCCAGCAGUGCCUUUGUCCCGACAAUCACAGCCAUUACCACCAGCCAGGACUUGCAGUGGAUGGUACAGCCCACGGUUAUAACCUCAAUGUCUAGCCCAUACUCCCGGACACACCCUUACAGUCUGCCAGCUGCCAGCAUUUCGUCACCUUCCUCCACCACUUUACACCGACCUGGGGUGAUCAAAACCAUUGGAGCUACAGGGCGAAGGAAAAGAGAUGAACAGAUUUUCCACUGCCGCCUGCCACUGCCGUUUCUCCAUCCGACGCAGCAGCAUGACCUGGGCCGUGGGCUUCUCAACGGCCACCGUCAGAGCUGCUCCGCAAGUGACCACGAGCUGCCAUGUUACUGCAGGCUUACUCCAGAGGAAGAAGAGAAGAGAAGAGUUCGACGAGAAAGAAACAAGUUGGCUGCUGCGAAAUGUCGGAACAGACGUCGUGAACUCACAGAAAGGCUUCAAGAUGAAACAGAGAAACUCGAAGAGGAGAAGUCUGGUCUUCAGAAAGAAAUCGCUGUGCUGCAGAAGGAGAAGGAGAAGCUGGAAUUCAUGCUAGUCGCCCACAAACCUGUUUGCAAAAUGGCGCCGGGGAAUGACUGCAGGAGACGUUCUCCGUCCCCUGAGCCACAGGCUGGACGGACGCCUAACUCGGUGGUGGUCAAGCAGGAGCCAGAUGAAGAAGAAGACGAAUCGAAGUUGGCCAUGUCCAAUGCCGUGUCCAAACCACAGAGGUCGGUCAUAAAGCCGGUGACUGACAUCUCCAUAGCCAACAGCUACUUCCUGGAGGCUGAACCCCUCAACACGCCAGUGGUGGUGACUUCCACGCCUGCAGCUAACAUCACCCCGUGUGCUGCCAGUCUAGUCUUCACUUACCCCAAUGUGCCCAGCCUUGACCAAGAGCCUGCCUCAGAGUCUUGCUCUAAGGCCCACCGCAGGAGCAGCAGCAGUGGCGACCAGUCUUCAGACUCCUUGAACUCCCCUACCUUACUUGCUCUCUGAGGAAUGUGUCAGAAAUCCUCCCCACCGCCCAGACCAUGGGAUAUCGCGAGAGAUGGAAAUGAACUUUGUUGUGCUGACCAGAGUUUGUGGGAUCGAACUACUUUAAACACUUCAGACUCGCGGGGAGAGGGGAGUGUGGG
This is a messenger RNA of Hemiscyllium ocellatum (epaulette shark), 1799 nucleotides long. RefSeq names its product FOS like 2, AP-1 transcription factor subunit (gene fosl2). Bases 526 to 1659 code for a protein of 377 amino acids. Gene Ontology annotation, molecular function: RNA polymerase II cis-regulatory region sequence-specific DNA binding; DNA-binding transcription factor activity, RNA polymerase II-specific. The transcript is spliced from 5 exons. Lineage: Eukaryota; Metazoa; Chordata; Chondrichthyes; Orectolobiformes; Hemiscylliidae. Gene Ontology annotation, cellular component: nucleus. Gene Ontology annotation, biological process: regulation of transcription by RNA polymerase II. The record is from RefSeq and is a predicted model, not a curated record.